AUGAACAACAAGCUGUUGCUGAUGUUACCAACCAUCAUCAAGGCUGAACCCACAAGUGAUUCAGAUCAUCAAGAGCAUCUAACUAUUCUCAUUGCAAGUGGAAAGCGAAGAAAAUGAUUCGACAAGAUCUCACUCAUGUCAAAAGGAAAAAAUUAUUGCAAAACUCAAGAGUGAGGAUCAUUCACAUCUCAUCUUCACUCUAUGUCCUAUAAAAUGGAAAUAACUGAAGAUGAGCAACAAGCUGUUGCUGAUGUUACCAACUAUCAUCAAGGCUGAACUCACAAGUGAUUCAGAUCAUCAAGAGCAUCUAACUAUUCUCAUUGCAAGUGGAAAGCAAAGAAAAUGAUUUGACAAGAUCUCACUCAUGAUCAAGUCAAGAGACUUUCUGAGAAAGAUGUUGAGAAGUAAUUCAAGAGAUGUGAGACCUCAUUAUCAGCAUGGACUUGUAAUUAUCAGCAUGGACUUGUAAUGGUAAUGUGAAAGCGGUUCUCAAACUCUUAUGCAAGGCAUUGGCUCAUUUUCUCCCUGUUGAUGAAGGUGAACUUCUCAAGGACUUGAAUAAAAACUUCAUGGUUGAGAAAGAACUUAGUAUGAUUGUCUGCAGAUUGAGUUUGAACCAUGGAAAGUACAUGGCAAUCACAAGUGUGGCUUUUUUAAUGAUCAGUAAUGUUGAAUAUGAUCUGACACUUCCCCCGGAAAAACUUGAUAAGAACUUGGCAAGUAAUUGACUAAGAACUUGUGUGAGAACUUGAAAAUUAUCUCACAAACUAUGAAGUUGAUGAUAGGGAAGUCAAGACUGAAGAAACACUGGCCAAUUCAGCUGAUAAGAAUAAGAAGAAACCAAAGUUAGACCCUGGGAGAGUUUCAGCUGGAAAAAUACUUGCUGAAUGCAACAGAAAAGUGAGAGAAGUGAAGAAGCAAAACUCAGAUGAGAAGGUCACCGAGUGGAAGUUUGAAACAUUAUCACCAGUGACACUCAGUCAGGUGCUUUCAGUUCACUCAGUCACUCAGUCAGGUACUUACAGUUCUUUCAUUGGUUGGACUGUAUUUCAAAAGAGAAGAGAUGAUAGCUCUUAUUAAAAGAAAUCCACUAAUAGAAACUGUGUCAGAGGCUGAAGAUCCCCCCUCUGCUGAGUCAAAGACUAGUCACAGGAGUAAGACCAAUGGAUUGAAAAUUAUUAUCUUAAAUAAAAUAGCAUCUUAUAACAAUAAACUCAUGAAAACAGUGACAAGUUGGAGAUCAAUCACAGGAGUAGGACCAAUGGAUUGAAAAUCAUUAUCUUAAAUAAGUUGAUGCCUGAUAAUAAUAAGCUCAUGAAAACAGUAACUGAUGUAAUACAGAGCAGGCAGUGACUAAUGAAAUACAGUUAUGGUGGGAAUUGCAGCUGGAUAUGGAUGGAUCUCAAAGAGGCAAUGACGUUUGAUCUGAAUUCUAAUGCCAUGGACUAUGUGAAGUUCACAGUGACUUUUGCGGCUUCUCUUGCAAUAAAACAUUAUCAAAAAUAAUAAAGUUGCUUAGAUAUUAAAAUAUGGUUAGUGGAUUCAUGACAGUUGCUUUAGAGUUUAUAGGAUUCUGCUUAAUUGUGGGGGGGGGGGUUAAACUUGUUAUCUCAAGUGCUGUGGAAGAAGCGAAGCUUCAGUUGGAAAAAGAAGGAGUUCCAAUGCAAAUGCUAA
Pocillopora meandrina is the source of this 1674-nucleotide messenger RNA. Lineage: Eukaryota; Metazoa; Cnidaria; Anthozoa; Scleractinia; Pocilloporidae. The record is from the annotation of a GenBank genome assembly.